Xenopus laevis (African clawed frog) is the source of this 3471-nucleotide messenger RNA. Its product is annotated as calphotin-like. The transcript is spliced from 2 exons. Lineage: Eukaryota; Metazoa; Chordata; Amphibia; Anura; Pipidae. The record is from RefSeq and is a predicted model, not a curated record. The coding region runs from base 1092 to 3068 and encodes 658 amino acids.
UCCACCCCGCUGCGAGGGCUUACCCCUGAGAAAGAGAGCUCAUCGGUGGUCUUAGCCCACCAAGGAAAGUAGCUAAACUGCCCUAGCACAAGUCAGUUUACUAUAGCGCUACAUUUUGGCACCUGGUACGUGGGGCUCUUAAAGGGUUUAACUGUAACAUCGCACGCGGCCUAGUGUGACAGGCACUGCGUGUGCGGACUCAGUAGAAAAAAAGACACCUAGGCGGGGAAAGUCUGUAGUUCUUAUUCCCCGAGCGGUGUGCCUACUGAUUAUAUUGUGAGCGUGUAUCCCUCACACAUUUCGGUCACAGCAAAAGCAUAAUGGCUCCCCUGUCUGAAGCUGCCUUGUGGGACUGGUCCUUAGAAAUGGGAGCGGAUCCUGACUACACGUUUGUAGUGGAUAAUGUCCCAGAAGGGUGCCCCAUAGAUGUUGUGAAUCACUCCUUAAGGGGCAACUCCAUAUUUAAUGCUUUUGAGUAUGUUGCGCAAGAACCCUCCGAUGAGAAAGGUUUUGUUCGGGUCUUGUAUUGGGUCCCUGCCGUACCUAGCAGUGAUACAUGGCCUUCCAAGGUGUACCCUAUGGGAGUCUCUGCAGAGGGGUGUCUGUGCCGGUAUCAGACCCUGCCUGAGUCUGCCAAGCCUAUGAGCAGUCCCCCUCCUCUGUCAUUGCUUAAUUUGACUUCUGAGUGUGAGGAUCCGACGAUAGAUGAAUCUUACUAUAGCUCCAGCCUAUGGGAAGAGAAAAAGGGCUGUAGUAUCAAGGAUUCAGAGUACGCUGAAAUUAAAAUGUCUACCCCUGGGCUAAAUCCAUUCCUAGCUGCUAAUGCCAUAGACUUUAAUGAUUUUAUGCUAGCUGAGGAACCUGUUUGUUUGGCCUUGGGAACAGAACCAUUGGUGGACAGUUGCCCUACGACACCACCACCUUCACCGCCACCUAUACCACCUCGUGUAGGAAAAGUUGCUGUGAAGGAAUUUUGUGUUGCGCAACCUCCAGAGCCAACGCUCUACCCUGCAUGAGUUAAGAAGGGAAACGCGCGAAAAAGUAGAAAAGGGCGUACCAGAUUAUCCCAAGGGGGUGUUGUUACCCGAGCCAUGGCGCGACGUCCCACCCUGGAGGAUAGUACCGCUGCCAUAUCGAGUUUGGUUUCCAUGCUGUUGGACUCGGCUGAGUCAGAUAGGUGUGUUGACGAACCUAUUGCUGAGUGUGUUGCCGAACCGCUUGUUGAGCCUGCGGCUGAACCUGCUAUUGAACCGGAGGUUCCGGAGCCUACCAUGGAGCCUCUGCCCUGUGCCACUACCUGGGUGGAGCCCGAGCGGCAGUAUGUAUACCAGGGUACCUUUACCCCGAGCGAAAGGGGAAUGAUGAUUCUGGCCUGUGGCGUGUGUGAUAUGGAAGCGCCCAACGCCUUGGAGGACCCGGAUGGCGUGUGUUUGCAAUGCGAGACCCGCUUAUGGAUGGGACCAUUCAACCGGGCUGAUCAACCUCCAUUGGUGGAGAAGACACGGGAUGAGUCACCCAGUGAGUCUUCACUCAAUUCAGAUUGUGCCUCCCCAACCGAAGUGGUUCCGCUUGAGGGAGAUGUGCCCGUGACCGCGGCUGCGGUCAGUGAAACAACCCCGUCCGGCUGGACGGCAGAUGUGUACUCCACUACCCCUUCGUUGAAGCCUGAGGGCUUGUGUGAUGUUUUGACGGCCGUGAUGCCUACACCUUUGGUUGUGUCUACUACAGUGUUGGAUGCACCAGGGGGAGAAGUGUGUACCCCUUCUGCUAUAGGGGCCCCCGUUUGUUGUGUGCCUACACCAGAACCGCUACCAGAGGACUGUCUGGAAAGGGCGUGGCACGCGCCUGAAGUUGAUGUGGCCUGCAGGCCUGAUGCUGUUUCUAUAUCCUCGGAGGAGGAAUACUUUCAGCAUGCUUCUAAUUCUGGAACAGAGAACCCGCUGGUUGAAUCUGAAGUUUCCAAAACUCCUAUGGUUGUUCCAGGAGCUGCCGCUCCUCAUGUGAGGUCUAAUUCUUCUGAGUCAAAGUUUUCAUCCCACAAAGUGUUGCUCAGUGAUUCGAAGCCUUGUGGGGAUUUGACUGUCACCAUCUAUACAGCCCUUGCUGUUCCUACUCCAACUCCAGUCAUAGGCCAUGAUGUGGACUGGAGAAAGUUUUCUUUUAACCGAUUGGGGCCGAUUGCACCCAUAGCACCCUCCAUUCGAGACCCUCCAAUAUUGGAGGAUGAUGAGGAUCUGCUGGAUAAGUUGAUGUCAUCCAGUGUGAAUAGUGCUGAUGAAUCCAUACUGGAAGUUCCUGCACAGAUUCGGUGCCAAAGUAAAAGGUCUGUGGUGAGUGAGCCGACCAAACCUGUCUGCCCCAAAGUGAUUGUGCCUCAAACUCCUAGUGAGCCUGGAGAGAGCACUCAAGUGGCUGAAUUGUACCACUAUGAGUGGGGAAAGAUAUCCCUGGAGAGGGAAAAGAAUUUGCUUGCUGCUAUUCCCAAGCCUAAGGAAGAUAAUCCCUUAGGACCAGUUCCAGGAUGGGAAGAAUAUGAGGAGACUCCAGAAGCUGAGCAUGGUCCAGGCCCCCCUACCGAAGUGCCUCGCAGCUUUAUCGCUCCUCCUAUCAUAGGCCCCGAGGAGGAAAAAGAUUUCUGGGUGCUGCCAGGACGGGCAGAUAGUUUUCACCUCUGUGUCCAGAGUACAGAGAGUGAUAAAUUUCCAUGUGCACCGGACAUGGGGUUACUUUAUGCCCUAUGCUCCUCUGUGGGUGUACGAAAAGGUGGCUGCAUCUUACGAGAACUGGCUGAUCGACGAAGAAAGGAGAAGAUGCACCACAGUUGCCUCACAAACCCCGACAAGGUGAGGCAUGAGCAAGAUUGGCAAUAUCUGCGCUCCAUCGAGAAAGAGUGGUGGUAUGGUCGCACCAUUCUCCAGAAUGCAGUGAAGAGCUGUGGGAAGUACAACCCUACCAAGUACUUUAAUUUGGAAGUUAAUUUGGGAGAUGGACAAUGGGUGGACAAACCCCAUCCCAAGUACUACAUUCCCUAUGAAGACACCAAGGCCAGGUUUCUUCACAUGAUUUGAGUCUACUGGUGGGUGGUGGUUUGUUUUUCCACUGAUGAUGCUCCAUUGGGAGUGUGUCCCGGUUACAUUUUUCCUGUCCCUCCAAAGUGAUUGAACUUUCUUCAGGGAAGGAUUUUUCUUCUUUUACUCCUCUUGGAGUUAGGUCCAAGGACUGUUUAGUUAACACCUGCCAAUUUUUCCUUUUACCCUCCUAAGUGCAUUUGAAAAAGGACUGUGGGUUCGACUAUUUGAUGGACUAGAAUACUGAUGUGUUUGAAAUGCAGUAUCUCUGACUUGUACCUUCUUUUGCAGGUGUUUACUGAUAAAGUUUACCUGCCCAUGAAUGAAACUGUUGCUAUUGAUAUGUUUCUUUCCAGCUAUGCCAUUGUACCUGGGUUACUCAGGAGAGUUACCCCGAAGAGGU